AUUCCAUUUUGUUGCAAUUCAGACAGAGUCGGGAGGAGAGGUGACGUCGUAUUACCGAUUAUUACACCACACGAAGUUUAAGGUUCACCGAUUUGUAGGAAAUAGAGCUUGCUGUGCUUUCUACAAUAUUCGACGAGACAUUUCAGAGGCCAACCAAAUACAUUCUGACGAAGGGCUUUCAACAACCAAGCCUGGAGAAGUCGAUCAUCGGCUUCUUGGAGCAUCGUGCGCCGAGGUGAAUUGAUGUUCAGCUCGGCUUCACGAGAAAACAACGCUCAUUGGCACAUGAAAACCUCAGACCUUGCUGGACACAGAAGUGCAGCGAGAAGUAGACAGAAAACUACUUCGAGGACCUGGAGUCCGUCUGGAGAGGGAAGACUGAAGAGAGGUCUCUGCUUAGUCAACUUUCUGACAACAAAGAGGUGACACGUAGUGUAUAGGCAGUAUGGGAGGUGGAGAGAGGUACAACAUUCCAGUUUCCCACCCUGAUCGCCCCUUGCCCAAGAAGAACCAUCAGCUGGGCCGGGCCAAGCAGAGAGGCCGUGAUCAGAAUGGAGUGACAACAGCAGCAGCAUCUGCAGGAGUGGCGGGCGGCCUUCACCACCACGGCCACCGCAGGAGCGACAAGGGUGCAGCAUACCCCAGGUCUCCAGAGGCGCGGCAGGCCGCGUCUGCAGAGAAGAAAAAUGCUUCUGUCCGUUUUGCCACCAACUACGAUCAGAACUGGGAGGGUGCAGUGUCUCACCUCAACACGCUCCUUGCCACCCAGGGAAGCCCGAGCUACGCAGGGCCCAAGUUCAGCGAGCCACCCUCACCCAGCGUUCUACCUAAGCCCCCUAGCCAUUGGGUGUCCUUCCCAAUGGGUGCUUGUGACAACAGGGAGAUGAUGGCCUUCCAGCUUAAGAGCCUCCUUAAGGUGCAAGCCUGAGAUGGACUCCCACAGUUGACCUUUUGAAAGAAAAGCCAAUGCAUGAACUAAGGUUCCUUUGAAGGUACCUGCCCACCAGAAACACUUCAGUGCUGUAAUACUUUUAGCUUAUUUUAGAUUGAGCUCUUUGAAGGGUAGGAUUCAUUUGUAGUGAUGGUUUUUGCUGCAUAUGUUUGAUUACCCACCUUUUAACCAAUAUUUCAAUAUUACAGCCUUGCAGCCUUACUGGUGGAUGGUACCCUCACUGGAACCAGUUUCUGUAACUAACAACAAACUGGAUAUCCUUUGUACUUCUGUGCUCUGUUAUUUUGUUUUGUUCCUUUUUUAUGUUGGCUGUUAAAGCAGAUUUAGUGGUCUUUUCUUCCCAAAGAGAGGUGCGGUUAGAUAUUCAUUGCAAAUCAGUAGACGUCAAUCACUCUUACAGUCCAUUUCUUUGGACAGAUGUGCUUUCUCAUUGACAUUAGUUUUUACAAUCCUUUGGAGUCACCUCUGAAGCUUAAGGUGCUAAAGUAUAUUCACAUUUGUAGCAUUUCUUGUUUGACUAGGGCCCGGUUAUUUUUACUUUGUUUUUUAGUCUCCUCUUGUUUUUUGGGAUGUAAAAGCCACUUGACUGCAGUUCUGCAGGGAAACCGACUAUCUUACUGGAGGGGAUCAGCUGUAGUGAUUACAGGUCAUAAGCAUAACCUCAAACUGAAGGGUAAUAUGAGACCAUGGCACAUGGACCUUGGACUCUCAACUCCUGUACUUUUUUUUUUUAUUGCGCUGUGCGCACUGCACUAUAGGAGUUGAGUUUGCCUAAGGCCCACAGCUCUCUAUCAUAGCAUUAUUUUGUAAGUCCUUUUGUGUUGUAGUUGAAAAUGUAUGAACUGUCGUCUAACCAAAGCAAUGUUUUAGCUGUAUGAUUUUCGUCAUCCUCUUUGCCUGACAGACGUGGUUACUAGUGCCACAUCAACCUCAUUGGCCUGAAUGGCAAAUGAUAGGAGUCCCAGCGGCCACCUAGCUGUUAAAAAAAACUUCAAUCAGUACUGUUAAUGCUCUCCAGUCUCUGCUUCUCUAACAAGGUGCUGCAGUCCAACACUGCGGAAGAGGGCCUGACUCCGACGUGGGACUGUAACAGUUUCACUUGUCCUCCACUUAAACGUCAUGGUCCUGUUGGCUGCAUGCAUUUUGAACAAACAGAGCAGAACUGAGGGAAGCACAAGAUGUGGCUUGUGGGACUCAACAUGAGGUGCAAGACCAGCAUGGAUGUUUACAUUUGUAGAUAGGUCUCAAAGGUUGGCCAUCCCAAAAUCUCCAGAUGCUCACUGCCUCUUGCACCCCUUUGCCCUCUUGCACUGCAAUCAGACUUAAUUUUCAUAAGUUACAGGCCAAGAUGCUAUUUUAGUAGUGGGUGCGUAAUUGACUAUCUCCCUCUGGGUUCUCAAUAUUUGUGAGUCAAUCCUCUUGAGGCUUUUUCCCCCUUUCCCUAUGCAGAAUUGGAGCUGUAAUGGCCAGCUUAAAGAACAACAAAACAAAACAAAGUAUGAGAGCUUGAAAAUGUUAAAGAGCCAUGUAUAUAAUGAAAUGUAUAAAAUACUUGUAGCAUAUGUACAUUCGCAGGCCAAUUUUGAAAAACCUGCUUGACAAAAGUAUUUUUAGUAAUAACACUGAAUGUAUAAGACAUGCUGAGGACGUGUCUUGACUUCAAAUACUGAUGAAUAUUUUUGUUAAAAAAAAUGAAAUAUCUGCCUAUAGCAUUUGUCAGUACCCCUGCACUGUGUUAUCUUGCCAGUGAUCUUGCACAUGUUUUUAUUGUUUUGUAUUAUGCACAGUGUAGGGUGAAAGAUGCUAAGUGCAAAUUAAGAAACUAAAAAAAAAAAAAAACUAAUUGGAAACCCAGGAGACUUCUAUAUGUAUUUGUUCUUUUUUUUUAACUUGUGAAUGUUCUUACAGGGUGUAAGCUUGAUGCUUUUUAACAUAAGUUGAACAAAAACCCAAUUGUGCCUCUGUCAGAUCUCACAUCAAGAAGUUCUCAAACCUACUUGUUACUUUUCUCUUUAGGUAACUAGGCCACUAAUUGACCAAAUGUAACCAUUUCACAAUUGUCAGCUGUUCUUCCGCCAGCUGACAAUUGAAUUUGGCUCAAUGUUUUUUUUUUCUUUCUUUUUCUUUUUCUGAUGUACUACCUUGUAUCACCUGUUAAAUUUUAUUUUUGCCCUGAAUGAUUCAUGCAUAUACAAGUCUCCUUAUUCUAAAUUUUAAUGUUAACAAAUUGGCUGUUAAUUUGUCCCCUUUGUUCAAUGUCAACAAAUGCAAAGAAAAAAAUGCCCUGUGUGUACAAUUGGUAUUGAUUUGGUGUUUAAAAAAAAAAAAAGCUGAAAUGUAAAACUGCACUGUUACAAUUGGCAUAGACAAAAUUACAAAAAGAAAAAAUAAAUUCCCUUCCCUUUCCCC
Myripristis murdjan (pinecone soldierfish) is the source of this 3361-nucleotide messenger RNA. RefSeq names its product proline-rich nuclear receptor coactivator 2 (gene pnrc2). Bases 446 to 928 code for a protein of 160 amino acids. Lineage: Eukaryota; Metazoa; Chordata; Actinopteri; Holocentriformes; Holocentridae. The record is from RefSeq and is a predicted model, not a curated record. The transcript is spliced from 3 exons.